This is a messenger RNA of Penicillium argentinense, 489 nucleotides long. RefSeq names its product pyridoxal phosphate-dependent transferase. The transcript is spliced from 2 exons. The record is from RefSeq and is a predicted model, not a curated record. Bases 1 to 489 code for a protein of 162 amino acids. Lineage: Eukaryota; Fungi; Ascomycota; Eurotiomycetes; Eurotiales; Aspergillaceae.
AUGACUCUUCGUGCCGCAGGAUUGGAUGUGCGACAGGUGCCGACCAUUCCUGAAUCUGUGAAGACGGGGAAGGUUGUGGCCACAAAUGCGGAGACAUUCGCGCCAUUUGCGGAUGAACGGACUCGUGCAAUCAGCCUGAGCUCCGUCAUGUUUCACAGUGGACAGAUGAAUGAUGUCAAGGAUACAAGCUCGCUGCAUACGAAAAAGAAGUUUUGGAAUCCGAGAUUCCGGUCGUGGUGCUCUUCACUCUUCACGCAACCAUCUUGUGAGCCAGAAGACGAGCAGGAGGGUAUCCUCAUCCCAUUGGCCGAGGAUUUUAGGGUUUUGGCCAAUAUCUGCAAGAUCGAUGCCACCGGCAAUGCAGAGCUGACAAAAACUACUGGACAGCUUGAUGAAGCCAAGAUUCCAGAGACGAUGAAAAGAUUUGGCGUCACAAAGUUUCCCACUCUGAAAGUGUAUGCCGAUGCAGAGGAAAAAGUGAGUAAAUAA